AUGACAUCCCUACCAACUGAGCCUGUUACGUUGGCUGUCAUCGGCUGUGGUCAGAGAGGGACUAACUAUGCUAAAUAUGCCCUUGAUCACCCGAAGAACUGCAAGGUAGUCGCUAUUGCAGAACCAAGGCCAAAUACUCGCGAUAUAUUUGCACAUAAUCACAAGCUCGAUCGGACCCUUGUGUUCAAUGAUUGGCAGGAGCUCUUGAAGGCUUCCGCCGAUACCAUUCAAACUAUCGGGAAGCGUCUUGCAGACGCAGUAAUAGUUGCGGUGCAAGACUACAUGCAUUGUGAAGUGGUGUCGGCAUUCGCAGCCCAGGGUUACCACAUACUUUGCGAGAAGCCCAUGGCUACAAAUCUACAAGAUUGCCUUGAAAUGGAGAAGGCAGUUAAGAACGCUGGUAUUAUUUAUGGAUGUGGUCACGUCUUACGCUACUCCCCUUACAGCAAGGCCAUCACCGAAGUGGUCCGUUCAGGACAGUUGGGCGAGCUGAUAAAUGUAGUUCAUAUCGAGCCCAUUGGUUACUUUCACUUUGCCCACUCUUAUGUUCGCGGCCAUUGGAAGAAAGAAUCUGAGAGUUCUUUUUCUCUCAUGACCAAGAGCUGCCAUGAUGUAGACAUCCUCUGUCACUGGCUUUCCCCUGCGAUUCCGACACGAGUCUCCUCGUUCGGCUCUUUACAACACUUUCGCAAGGAAAAGAAGCCUCCUGCAGCAGGUGCUGCAACUCGCUGCUUAGAAUGUUCAAUAGAACAAGAUUGCCCAUACAGUGCAAAGAAAAUAUACCUGGAACCUGUUUCCCGCGGAGACACCCACUGGCCAGUCAGCACUAUUGUGGAUGGAAUACCAGACAUAGAAAAUAUCGUCGAUGCUCUGCGCAAUGGUCCUUACGGACAAUGUGUGUACGAAAGCGAAAAUGAUGUCUGUGAUCAUCAGGUUGUGAAUAUCGAAUAUUCAUCAGGAGCCACCGUCUCAUUUACGAUGGUAGCAUACACCUCCUUGAUUUGCGAACGUCAGACACGAUUGCACUUCACGCACGGGGAGAUAGUUGGCGAUAUGAAUAAUUUUACUGUCACCGACUUCCGCACGGGUCAUAAGACAAUGCACCACCCGAAGAAUGAAGGUGGUGGCCACGGAGGCGGAGACUUGGGUCUUAUUCGUACUUUUGUCGAGGCUGUGCGCACGAACAAUCAAGAGCUACUGGGGACUGAUGUCUCUGAGGUGCUCAAGAGUCAUCUCACCAUAUUUGCCGCCGAGACAAGCAGGAGAAAAGGCACAGUGAUUGAUUGUGCGAAAUUCGAGAAAGCUAUCAGAGCAGAGUUGGAAAUGAAAUAA
Messenger RNA from Suillus bovinus, 1332 nucleotides. RefSeq lists its product as uncharacterized. The record is from RefSeq and is a predicted model, not a curated record. Lineage: Eukaryota; Fungi; Basidiomycota; Agaricomycetes; Boletales; Suillaceae. Gene Ontology annotation, molecular function: nucleotide binding. Bases 1 to 1332 code for a protein of 443 amino acids. The transcript has 6 exons.